Messenger RNA from Aphis gossypii (cotton aphid), 2448 nucleotides. RefSeq lists its product as uncharacterized. Gene Ontology annotation, cellular component: mitochondrion. Gene Ontology annotation, biological process: mitochondrial L-ornithine transmembrane transport. The transcript has 7 exons. Bases 263 to 2170 code for a protein of 635 amino acids. The record is from RefSeq and is a predicted model, not a curated record. Lineage: Eukaryota; Metazoa; Arthropoda; Insecta; Hemiptera; Aphididae. Gene Ontology annotation, molecular function: high-affinity L-arginine transmembrane transporter activity.
UACAAUUAAUAAUGACGUUUUUUAUGUAUUUGUAAAAAUAUUCAUUCGCAAUUGCAAUAACUGUUGCUAAGACAUAUCGGAACCAGGCAACCACGGAAUUAUGAUACCUAUUAUAGAUUUAUUCAUAUCACAAACUCCGCCGUGAGUGUAGUGAAGAACGCUCAUAAUUUUAUAUGCACACACAUGAUUUACAGAAAACUGACGGUACAUGGUACAAUUAAUACUUUAUAGCAAAUACAUAUAACAAGUAAAGUAAUUUGCAAUGGAUAACACACUAAUGGUAGAUGUGCUGGCCGGUGUUACCGGCGGAUUUGCGUCCGUAUUCGUGGGCCAACCGCUGGAUACAGUCAAGGUGAAAAUGCAAUUGUUUCCCAAGAUGUAUGGUGGCAUGUUUUCGUGUUUAUCAAAUACCAUCCGACAACAAAGUUUGUUUGGUCUGUACGCGGGUAUAGUGCCGGCACUCAUUUCGAAUGGUGCUGAUGAGGCGGUUAUGUUUGGCACUUACGGCCAGUGUCAGAAAAUAGUGGCUAAAUCGGUCGGGGCAGGCGAUACGACUGAUUUGAAUUACAUAGAAAAUGCAGCGGCGGGAAGUUUAGCGUCAUUUUUUUCAGCUUCAGUACUUUGCCCAACCGAAUUGAUAAAAAUACGUAUGCAAGGAAUAAGCAAUGACGUUAUAAGUAAUGAUAAAUUGCCAGAUCAAACAACAGGUCAAGUUUUUAAAAAAAUCUGGAAAUCUGAAGGAUUUAAAGGUCUAUAUCGUGGACUGGGAUGUACAAUAGUCAGAGAGUUUAUAGGUUGUACAUUAUUCUUCGGUGCAUACGAACGAGCUCGCGAACUGCUAAAACCAGAAGGUAAACGAAAGGAAAACUGUGAUGCUGUAGCCACAAUGAUGGCGGGAUCUAUAGCCGGGAUAUGCACGUCGUUGGUAAUUUACCCAAUAGAUGUAAUAAAAUCCCGUGUGCAGAUGGCAGUAAAAGAGAAUGAAUUUCAAAUGAUUCGAAAAGAAAUUCUAAGUAGUGGUUCACGAGGAUUGUACUCUGGUCUAUUACCAACAAUGGUAAAAACUAUACCGGUCACCGGAGUUUUGCUGCUCACCGUGGAGUUUUCAAAACCAUUUUACCGACAUUUUUUAUCAGAAGUUCCAAAUUCACUAGCAAGUGUUUCCCACGAAAAGUUUUUUUCCGUUUGUGAUUUUGUAUCUGGAUGGAUAGCUGGUAUAGUUUCUACAUUAGUGGGACAUCCAAUAGACACAGUAAAAGUAGUACAACAAGUGACUAAUGAUAAUGUAAAAAAAACAAUUAGAGAUAUUUACAAUCAAGAUAAGUUGAAAGGAUAUUUUAGAGGAAUGAUGUUUCCGAUCUUAAGUGUAGGCGUUGCAAAUUCGGUAUUUUUUGGAACUUAUGGUAACGUGAUGAGAUUAAUCCAAAUACAACGCGACGACAGUAAAACAAAUAAAAAUAUUGAUGUAAGAUUUUGCUAUGAUAAUGACAAUCUACACAAAUAUUGGCAUUUGGACGUAUUUAUUUCGGGUUGUUUUGCCGGUUUUUCUUAUGCGUUGAUAAACACACCAAUUGAAGUUAUCAAAACAUUGUUACAAGCAAGGAAUGUUUCAACUUUUAAGCAAGAAAACGGGGAAAGUUCAAAAAAAACUGAGCCAUUAAAAACGACUAGUGCAUAUAAAUUAAUGAUCGAACUUAAUAAGAUCAACGGUAUACGUUCACUGUAUCGAGGUGGAACAUUAUUGUUUAUUAGAGAUGUUCCUAGUAUGGGAAUUUAUGUGCUAUCAUAUGAACAUGUAUGUAGCAUGUUAAUGAAAUUAUCACAUUCUGAAACCAAAGUAGAGUCAAUGCCAAAAUAUGUGCAAAUUAUGUCUGGUGGCGUAGCAGGUGUACUAAGUUGGAUUUUGGUGUUACCGUUUGACGUGAUCAAAUCAAAAAUCAUCACAGACGAUCUCGCGAAUCCGUUGUACAAAGGUGCAUGGGACUGUGCAAAACAAACUUACAAUAAAGGCGGCUUGAUAAGUUUUUCACGAGGUUUUUGGUUACUCUGCUUACGGGCUUUUCCCGUUAAUGGGAUAGCGUUUGCAACGUACGAAACGAUUAUAAACAGUUGUAGAUUCGAAAAUGCAGACCAAUUCAAGAGCCCUACGGUAGAAUCAAAGUGGAUGUGAUUCAGAGUAUUUUAAUCAAUUAAAAUGGUGUACAAGUAGUUUAUUAGUUAUAAGUGUUAAAUAUUUAGAUGAACGGAGUGUAGUACUAUAGUGAACUAACAUUUUGCGGUGUUUCUCUAAACCCACUCUACUCCGCUCAUUUAUAACCUUUAAAUACUUAUUACUAAUUUACCAAUACAUAUUUUAUAUUCAUUUUUAAUGUAUCAAAAUAUUCCAAAAAUAUUCUGCUUUAUAUUUUUUAAACUAAAUAUAAUACGAUUAUUAGUUUUAUAGUUAAA